This is a messenger RNA of Penicillium brasilianum, 2026 nucleotides long. Lineage: Eukaryota; Fungi; Ascomycota; Eurotiomycetes; Eurotiales; Aspergillaceae. The record is from the annotation of a GenBank genome assembly.
CUUUGUGCCUCGUCUUCGGUCUUCGAUCAACCCCAUACCACCGUUCACCAUGGCAGACAACGCCCCUCCCUCCGCUGAGAAGCUCAGCGGCGCUCAACCGACCGAUGUCGUCCCCGAGUUUGACUUGCUCCCCCGCCUGAUCCCAUACCUCGACCGCCACCUGGUUUUCCCUCUACUCGAAUUCAGCGCCGGCACCGAUGAGGAGGACAAAGAAAUCACUCGCGCCAAGUAUGAGUUGCUCAAGCACACCAACAUGACCGACUACGUCGCCAACUUGUGGAAGGAGAUCAACAAUUCCGACAGCAUCCCCGAUGAGUUUGUCAAGAAGCGCGAGGAGGUUCUGGCCAAGCUGGAGCACUACCAGGUUCAGAGUGAGAAGAUCACCGAGUUGUUGCAGGAUGAGGAAGUUGUGGGCAACCUGCGAAGCGACAAAGCUGCCAACUUGCGGUUCCUCGAGGAGCAGCACGGUGUCACCAACGAGAUGGUUAACAGCCUGUACGACUACGGCCGGUUCCAGUACAGCUGCGGCAGUUACGGCAAUGCCGCCGAGCUGCUCUACCAGUUCCGUGUCUUGUCCACCGACAACGACAAGGUCGCUUCCGCUACCUGGGGUAAGCUGGCGUCCGAGAUCCUGACCACCAACUGGGAGGGCGCUAUGGAGGAGGUGCAGAAGGCCAAGGACUCGAUCGAGACCCGCCUGUUCAACAACCCGCUGGCCCAGCUCACCAACCGCUCUUGGCUCAUCCACUGGUCCCUGUUCCCCUUCUUCAACCACGACGCCGCCCGUGACGUCCUGACCGACCUCUUCUUCUCCCCCGCCUACAUCAACACUAUCCAGACCAGCUGCCCCUGGAUCCUGCGUUACCUCGCUGCUGCCGUCAUCACCAACCGCAGCCGCCCUCACAAGCACCACGGUGUCUACCAGAAGCAAUUGAAGGACCUGAUCCGUGUGGUGCGCCAGGAGAACUACGAGUACACCGACCCCAUCACCGACUUCAUCAAGGCCCUCUAUGUCGACUUUGACUUCGAGGAGGCCCAGCGCAAGCUGAGCGAGGCCGAGGAGGUUCUCCGCAGUGAUUUCUUCCUUGUUUCUGCCGCGGACGCUUUCGUCGAGGCUGCCCGUCACCUCAUCUCCGAGAGCUACUGCAAGAUCCACCAGCGCAUUGAUAUUAAGGAUCUGUCCACUCGUCUUGGUCUGAGCCAGGAUGAGGGUGAGAAGUGGAUUGUCAACCUCAUCCGCGACACCCGGGUUGACGCCAAGAUCGACUACAAGGAAGGCACUGUUAUCAUGAACCACCCUCCCCAGUCGGUUUACCAGCAAGUCAUUGAGAAGACCAAGGGUGCCUUCUUCCGGACACAAGUCCUGAGCUCCGCUGUCGCGAAAUGAAAUACCUCUUGCAUGAGCUGAUGCCAAAAACCGAACUUCCCCUUCCAUGUUAUUAUCGACCCAUGUUUUUUCUCUGCCUACCCAUUUUAAUGAUCUCCCCGUGUAUGUCACAACACGGUUCUAUGUGAGAGAUGGGGACCUUGCGCAGGAGUGGCAUCCGGCUGGCGUUCUUAGGUGGUUCACCUUUUUUCUUAUUGAUGUUUAUCUCCUUUUUCUUUUAACCUCUUAGUCCACAGUUUCCCUAUCCCCCCCCCCCCUUCUCUCUCUGUGUGUGCCGUCAGAUAUAUUCUUUUGUUCCCUCUCUUCUUUUUUGAUUUCUUCUUGGUUCUUUUUUGUCGUGUGUGCCAAGGAGGUCUUUCUGACCCUGGUGGUUUUGCAGAGAAAGAGGAAAAUCGAGGUCGGAAAUGGAAGCCCUUCUACAUCAUAGGCUUACAUUUUGCAUAUGCAUGGUGGGGAGAAAGAAGAGCAUGGCGCUUCCCUCGUGUCGUCUCUUUUGAUUUGCGGAAGAAAAAAAGAUGGGAAUCAUGUAGAGGACCCCGGGGAUUAGGUUGGGGUCUGAUGGAUCUAUGCUGUUACGAAUGGUCUAUAGAGAUGAGUGAAAUAAAAUGAUGUCUGACAAUGUCUGGUCCAGUUGUUGUG